AUGAGCAAGUUCUCGAUGUUGGCCUUGGCUCUCUUGAGCCUCGCGUCCGCCUCUUACAGUCGGGUCCUCGAGGACGACAUCGCCGCGAUCAUCCGCGAGCGACUGGGAGGCGACGCCGACCCGCGCGAGUCGGCGCAGUUCGUCCGAGAGACGCUGGAGGCGCUGCAGGCGGCGGGCGGGAUUCGCGGUCGCCGCGGUCCCCCGCGCGUCUCCCAGGAGAUCGACGACGACCUUGACCUCGACACGCCAGAACUGAUCGCGAAGUACGGGUACCCCUCGGAGACGCACACGAUCACGACGGCAGACGGUUAUAUAAUAGACAUGCAUAGGAUCCCGUAUGGGCUGAGUGGGCCGGGAGAGGGACCGAGGAUCCCGAUCCUCCUUCAGCACGGCCUUCUUUCUUCCUCCGCCUGCUGGGUUCUCAACGGUCCCGAGAAUGGACUCGGCUUCUUGUUGGCGGAUGCAGGCUACGACGUUUGGCUCGGGAACGUGAGGGGGAACACCUACGCAAGGAACCACGUCAGCAUGACCCCAGACGAUGGUGCUUUCUGGUCUUUCAGCUGGGAUCAGAUGGGAGAGUUCGACGUGCCGGCGAUGCUGGACGAGAUCCUGCAGACGACCGGCCAGGACAAACUCCAUUACGUCGGACACAGCAUGGGAACGAUCGUGUUUUGGGUCAUGAGCGACAUGCGACCCGAAUAUCGAGACCAUAUCCUGAGCAUGCACGGGAUGGGCCCGGUUGCCAAGGUUCAUCACAUGACCAGUCCCAUUCGACUCAUCGCUCCCUUUGCAGAUCAAAUCCAGUGGUUGCUGGAGAUGCUCGGCUUGCACGAAUUCAUGCCGAGCUCCGCCUUCAUGGAUUUCUUGGCCGCCUUCAUCUGCACCGAGGACUGGAGUCAAUUCAUAUGCGAAUCCGUCAUUUUCCUUCUCUGCGGCUUCGACGAAGCGCAGAUGGACGAGGCGCUGAUUCCAAUGAUCGUGGCCCACAACCCAGCGGGGACGUCCACGCAAAACGUCGUCCACUUCGCCCAGCUGGUGAACUCUGAAAGAUUCCAGCACUUCAAUUGGGGGCGAGAAGGAAAUUUGGAACACUACGGCCAAGAGCAACCUCCCGAGUAUGACCUGACCAAGGUCAACACGCCGGUCUUCCUCUACUACGGCGAUAACGACUGGCUCGCCGACCCCGAAGACGUUGUAUGGUUGGCGAGCGAAUUACCGAGCCUGAUCGAUAAUUACCGGGUUCCCUUUGACGCCUGGAAUCAUCUGGACUUCCUUUGGGGGAUCGACGUCAAGGAAUUUCUCUUUAACAGGCUCUUGGAAAUGAUUAAAAUCUUCGAGCCGUAA
Molecule: messenger RNA, 1344 nt
Organism: Darwinula stevensoni
Lineage: Eukaryota; Metazoa; Arthropoda; Ostracoda; Podocopida; Darwinulidae
Source: the annotation of a GenBank genome assembly